Pteronotus mesoamericanus is the source of this 2029-nucleotide messenger RNA. RefSeq names its product autophagy related 4B cysteine peptidase (gene ATG4B). Bases 51 to 1232 code for a protein of 393 amino acids. Gene Ontology annotation, molecular function: protein-phosphatidylethanolamide deconjugating activity. The transcript is spliced from 13 exons. The record is from RefSeq and is a predicted model, not a curated record. NCBI's taxonomy places the organism in Eukaryota, Metazoa, Chordata, Mammalia, Chiroptera, Mormoopidae.
GCGGCUUCGUCGGAGCGACGCGGCGCUCAGUGGGCGGCCGGAGAGGGAAGAUGGACGCAGCUACCCUGACUUAUGACACUCUCCGAUUUGCCGAGUUUGAAGAUUUCCCGGAGACCUCGGAGCCUGUUUGGAUACUGGGCAGAAAAUACAGCGUUUUCACAGAAAAGGAUGAGAUCCUGUCCGAUGUGGCGUCUAGACUUUGGUUUACAUACAGGAAGAACUUCCCGGCCAUCGGGGGCACCGGCCCCACCUCGGACACGGGCUGGGGCUGCAUGCUGCGCUGCGGACAGAUGAUCUUCGCCCAGGCCCUGCUGUGCCGGCACCUGGGCCGAGAUUGGAGGUGGACGCAGCGGAAGAGGCAGCCGGACAGCUAUUUCCGCGUCCUCAACGCGUUCAUCGACAGGAAGGACAGUUGCUACUCCAUCCACCAGAUAGCACAAAUGGGAGUCGGCGAGGGCAAGUCCAUCGGCCAGUGGUACGGGCCCAACACGGUCGCCCAGGUCCUCAAGAAGCUCGCCGUCUUCGACGCGUGGAGCGCCUUGGCCGUCCACGUGGCUAUGGACAACACGGUGGUGAUGGACGACAUCCGGAGGUUGUGCAGAAGCAGCCCUCCGUGUGCGGGGGCCGCUGCGUUUCCGGCAGACCCCGAAGGGCACUGUAAUGGCUUCCCCGUGCGGGCCGAGGUCGCCCACAGGCCAUCGCCGUGGAGACCCCUGGUGCUUCUCAUCCCCCUGCGCCUGGGCCUCACGGACAUCAACGAGGCCUAUGUGGAGACGCUGAAGGGCUGUUUCAUGAUGCCUCAGUCCCUGGGAGUGAUCGGAGGGAAGCCCAACAGCGCCCACUACUUCAUCGGCUACGUGGGCGAGGAGCUCAUCUACCUGGACCCCCACACGACGCAGCCGGCGGUGGAGUUCACCGACAGCUGCUCGAUCCCGGACGAGAGCUUCCACUGCCAGCACCCGCCGAGCAGGAUGAGCAUAGGGGAGCUCGACCCAUCCAUCGCGGUGGGGUUUUUCUGCAAGACUGAGGACGACUUUAAUGACUGGUGCCAGCAAGUCAAGAAGCUCUCGCGGCUGGGCGGCGCCCUGCCCAUGUUCGAGCUGGUGGAGCAGCAGCCUUCCCACCUGGCCUGCCCCGACGUCCUGAACCUGUCCUUAGAUUCUUCUGACGUGGAGCGACUGGAAAGGUUCUUUGACUCAGAAGACGAGGACUUUGAAAUCUUGUCCCUUUGAAAAUCUUGGAGCUGGGGGAUGUCUCGACUGGCCCUUGCUGGAGGCGCCUUCAGGAGCCCAGCCCAGCUGCUGGGCACUUGGCGCCACCACCUCCUGCCCGUCUGCCCGCCGCCCGCGCCGCUGCCUCUGUCCUCGGCCCUUGACGGGGCUGCGCUGUGCUCAGGCCUCGCUGCAGGAGGGACUGCUCGGCCACGGGGUCCGGGGAACAGGAGCCGCCGGGAGCGGCCAGCGGCUGGGCUCUGCGCGUCCGCGUCGCCGCCACCCUGCUUCCUGCCGGCUCUCGGCUCUGGGUUUGCUUUGGAAUUAAAGUCCUGUCUGAAGUUACGCGAUAGACACGCAUUUCUGUUGGGCCAGUCCCAGGUCCAAGAAGACUGGCGGCCGAGUGGAGCGUGGCCCCAGGACUGGGCCUGCGCGCCCCCUGCCAGCAGCCCUGCCCACAGCUCCUCGGGGCUGCCCAGUGGGAGAUGGGCGACCCGCUUCUCCGGGCUCUGGGGAGAGCAGCAGCAGAGGGGUGGGGCCUUGGGCCGAGCGGAGCGCCCCCACUGCGCCUCGACACAGUGCGGGGAAAGCCCGAGUGCGGUCGCCUUCCUCGCCGCCUCCUGGCUCCAGCGCUUUGGAUGCCCACACCUGCUGCUUGCUUGUUGCCCUGGCUUCCCCGGGUGGGCAGUGGUGGCAGCCGGGUGGGGAGCUGCCCUGGCCUGUGACCCUCAGGCUCACGUGGGACCUCAGGAGUUGCGGAACUGCCCUCCUGGUCACCGAGGCUUCGGAUGGUUUGGGGCUAGAGGGUGAAACCCUGG